This is a messenger RNA of Arvicola amphibius (Eurasian water vole), 2130 nucleotides long. RefSeq names its product leucine rich repeat containing 4B (gene Lrrc4b). Gene Ontology annotation, cellular component: plasma membrane. The transcript has 2 exons. NCBI's taxonomy places the organism in Eukaryota, Metazoa, Chordata, Mammalia, Rodentia, Cricetidae. The coding region runs from base 1 to 2130 and encodes 709 amino acids. The record is from RefSeq and is a predicted model, not a curated record. Gene Ontology annotation, molecular function: protein binding.
AUGGCGCAAGCCCACACCCGUGGUUCCCUGUGUCCCCUGCUGCUGCCUGGUAGGAUGUCCUGGCCCCACGGGGCUCUCCUGCUCCUGUGGCUCUUUUCCCCACCCCUGGGAGCCGGUGGGGGCGGUGUGGCCGUGACCGCAGCUGCUGGAGGAGGGUCCCCGCCAGCCACCUCCUGCCCGGCAGCCUGCUCCUGCAGCAACCAGGCCAGCAGGGUGAUCUGCACACGGAGGGAGCUGGCGGAGGUGCCUGCCAGCAUCCCUGUCAACACCCGCUACCUGAACCUGCAAGAGAACAGCAUCCAGGUGAUCCGCACAGACACAUUCAAGCACCUCCGGCACCUGGAGAUCCUGCAGCUGAGCAAGAACCUGGUGCGCAAGAUCGAGGUGGGCGCCUUCAAUGGGCUGCCUAGUCUCAAUACACUGGAGCUCUUCGACAACCGGCUGACCACGGUGCCCACACAGGCCUUCGAGUACCUGUCCAAGCUCCGGGAGCUGUGGCUGCGCAACAACCCCAUCGAGAGCAUCCCAUCCUAUGCCUUCAACCGCGUGCCCUCACUGCGCCGCCUGGACCUGGGCGAACUCAAGCGGCUGGAGUACAUAUCAGAGGCGGCCUUCGAGGGGCUGGUGAACCUGCGCUACCUCAAUCUGGGCAUGUGCAACCUCAAGGACAUCCCCAACCUCACAGCGCUUGUGCGCCUGGAGGAGUUGGAGCUGUCGGGGAACCGGCUGGACCUAAUUCGCCCCGGCUCCUUCCAGGGCCUCACCAGCCUGCGCAAGCUGUGGCUGAUGCACGCCCAAGUAGCCACCAUCGAGCGAAAUGCCUUUGACGACCUCAAGUCGCUGGAGGAGCUGAACCUGUCCCACAACAACCUGAUGUCGCUGCCACACGACCUUUUCACGCCCCUGCACCGCCUGGAGCGAGUCCACCUCAACCACAACCCUUGGCACUGCAACUGUGAUGUGCUGUGGCUCAGCUGGUGGCUGAAGGAGACGGUACCCAGCAACACCACAUGCUGCGCACGCUGCCACGCGCCCGCUGGCCUCAAAGGCCGCUACAUCGGUGAGCUGGACCAGUCACACUUCACCUGCUACGCCCCAGUCAUCGUGGAGCCACCCACAGACCUCAAUGUCACCGAGGGUAUGGCGGCUGAACUCAAGUGCCGCACAGGCACAUCCAUGACCUCCGUCAACUGGCUGACACCUAACGGCACGCUCAUGACGCAUGGUUCCUACCGCGUGCGCAUCUCAGUCCUGCACGACGGCACGCUCAACUUCACCAAUGUCACCGUGCAGGACACGGGCCAGUACACAUGCAUGGUCACAAACUCGGCCGGAAACACCACUGCCUCAGCCACGCUUAAUGUGUCGGCUGUGGACCCAGUGGCUGCAGGGGGGGCUGGGGGCGGGGGUCCCGGGGGUGGGGCCGGUGCCGGGGGCGCGGGUGGCUACACUUACUUCACCACGGUGACCGUGGAGACGCUGGAAACACAGCCGGGUGAGGAGUCCCAGCAACCCCGGGGUACAGAAAAGGAACCCCCGGGGCCCACGACUGACGGAGCGUGGGGCGGUGGCCGGCCUGAUGCCGCAGCCCCGGCCUCGGCGUCCACCACAGCGCCGGCCCCACGUUCCUCGCGGCCCACGGAGAAGGCGUUCACGGUGCCCAUCACGGAUGUAACGGAGAACGCGCUUAAGGACCUAGACGACGUCAUGAAGACCACCAAAAUAAUCAUUGGCUGCUUCGUGGCCAUCACCUUCAUGGCCGCUGUGAUGCUGGUGGCCUUCUACAAGCUGCGCAAGCAGCACCAGCUGCACAAGCACCACGGGCCCACGCGCACUGUGGAGAUCAUCAAUGUGGAGGACGAGCUUCCCGCCGCCUCCGCCGUGUCGGUGGCCGCGGCCGCUGCGGUAGCCGGAGGCGCGGGCGUGGGCGGGGACAGCCACCUGGCCCUUCCGGCGCUGGAGCGAGACCACCUCAACCACCACCACUACGUGGCCGCCGCCUUCAAGGCACACUACGGCGGCAACCCAGGAGGCGGGUGCGGGGCCAAGGGUCCCGGCCUCAACUCCAUCCACGAACCUCUGCUCUUCAAGAGUGGCUCCAAGGAGAAUGUGCAAGAGACACAAAUCUAA